This is a messenger RNA of Sphenostylis stenocarpa, 333 nucleotides long. Lineage: Eukaryota; Viridiplantae; Streptophyta; Magnoliopsida; Fabales; Fabaceae. The record is from the annotation of a GenBank genome assembly.
AUGAUCUAUGCUCUUGAUACCAUAAAACGUCACCACCAUUCCACACCCACCGCAUCUCCACCUCUCACCCUUCCAUCUCUUUCCUCCGCCUCCCCCACCGACGCCGCCAGCUUCGCCGCCAAAAUCAUUAAGUUCAUGAAAAGCAACACCCAUAACGUAGCCACUGCCCUCACCCAAAUCUCCAAAACCACCACCAUAAAAGCCUUCGUAAUCGACUUCUUCUGCACUUCCGCAAAGGAACCAGCCUCUUCAAUGGGAAUCCCAAUCUACUACUUCUUCACUUCCGGCGCCGCCCUUCUCGCGCUAUUCUCGUACUUCCCGAAACUCCACUAA